AUGGAUACGAAGGCUAUACCAAAGGCCAGCUACGUGGUGGCUACCGCGCCUCUUGAAAUCAAGACCGAGACCAAUAAGGCAACCGAGAAAUCUCGCAUACAGCUUGCCGUAUACGCUCGUGAAUGCUUCAUCCAGCAGCCCCACCGUCGCUUUGUCAAUGGUCUACUUCUAACGGAGAAGACUGCUUCUCUCUAUCACUUCGAUCGAGCAGGAGUAAUCCAUUCGCCGUGGAUCGACAUCCACAAGGAUGCAGCACUCUUUAUACGCAUUAUCCUUGGGCUCGCUUCUACCGAUGCGGACACCUUGGGUAUCAACCGUGAAAUCUAUUGGAAGGGCGACCGGAGAAUGCUGGAAGCGCCUGUUGGUAAUGAGAUAACGACGUGCGAUAUCCCUCGGAUCGACCCCGUAUUUCGUCGCAGAGCCAUUAUCGGCAGGGGCACCGUAUGCUGGGAGGUCCAGUGCCCGCUCGACGACGGACCUGGACUGCUUCUCGUGAAAUAUGCAUGGCGGGCGAAGGAGCGCACUCCGGAAUGGCUGUUCCUGGAGAGGGUCCGAGAACACCAGUUGAAAGGUGUGGGACAGAUGGUCGGACAUCAGGAGGGUGUCUCAAUAACACAGAUCCGUUGCAACUUCGAGCCGAAGAACAAGGACAACAUCAGCAUAGAUCGUAUCUUCUGCUGCAUAGUCCUCCGUCGAUAUGGCAAGUCCAUAGAGUACUUCGAAACGAAACUCCAAUUCUUGGAAGCUUUCCGCGAUGCCGUUGCAGGUCACCGGAAUUUGUUCAAAAUUGGAAUCCUCCAUCGAGACAUCAGUUUGCAUAAUAUUCUUCUGGGUAAUCCGAAUGACGAAGGAAAUCGAGGCAUACUAGUUGAUCUCGACAUGGCAAUUUUCCUCGAUCGUACCGCGUCGAAUGCACUGGCUGACAUGAGAACGGGCACACGGGCAUUUCAGGCUAUCAAUAUCUUGAUGCAGCAAGGUAUUCACAGCCACCUCGAGGACCUCGAGUCGUUCUUCUACGUGUAUGUCUGGGUCUGUCUCACG
Gloeophyllum trabeum ATCC 11539 is the source of this 1041-nucleotide messenger RNA. RefSeq lists its product as uncharacterized. The transcript is spliced from 3 exons. The record is from RefSeq and is a predicted model, not a curated record. The annotation marks the transcript as partial. Gene Ontology annotation, biological process: protein phosphorylation. Gene Ontology annotation, molecular function: protein kinase activity; ATP binding. Lineage: Eukaryota; Fungi; Basidiomycota; Agaricomycetes; Gloeophyllales; Gloeophyllaceae.